Molecule: messenger RNA, 429 nt
Organism: Plenodomus lingam JN3
Lineage: Eukaryota; Fungi; Ascomycota; Dothideomycetes; Pleosporales; Leptosphaeriaceae
Source: RefSeq, a predicted model, not a curated record
AUGCGUUACUCUCUCACUCUGAUGGGCCUGGCCACCCUCGGCUUCCACAUCCUCCCCAGUCUUUCCGCAGCUGUGCCUGCCUCUAACUUGGCUCUCCGCUCUAACACGAUUGACAAGCGUCAUGUAUACACUGUCGACGAGGAUGAGCUUGCCAAGCGUCAUGUAUACGGUGUCGACAAGGACGAGCUUGCUAAGCGUCAUGUCUACGGUGUCGACAAGGAUGAGCUUGCUAAGCGUCAUGUCUACGGUGUCGACAAGGAUGAGCUUGCCAAGCGUCAUGUCUACGGUGUCGACAAGGACGAGCUUGCCAAGCGUCAUGUCUACGGUGUCGACAAGGAUGAGCUUGCCAAGCGUCAUGUCUACGGUGUCGACAAAGAUGAGCUUGCCAAGCGUCAUGUCUACGGUGUCGACAAGGAUGAGCUUGCAUGA